Echinostoma caproni is the source of this 426-nucleotide messenger RNA. Lineage: Eukaryota; Metazoa; Platyhelminthes; Trematoda; Plagiorchiida; Echinostomatidae. The record is from the annotation of a GenBank genome assembly.
AUGAUUGAUCAAGUUUGUGCCUCGCUUGAAAACACAUUUCGUCCGGACCCAGCACUCAGUUCCGGUUUGUUCAAUCCGUCGGAGAGCGGGGAGACAGCGAAUGCUCACGAACUAUCGCAAAUCAUUGACCCUGUGGUCAAUGACACAUCGCUCCGACCUGCAGAUACGUCCUCCGUGACGUCCGAUACGCAUCAAGCGUGCUCCAAUGAAUGUACAUCCCUGCCCACUGGUGAUUUGGACGUGGAGCGAAAUGUGGAUGUUCCUCGAAAGAUUCCCGCUCGAACCCGAGCCAAGCUAGCUUGGAUUCAAAUGCAACCUCAUCGCUCCUUACCCGCCCGAUUCUCAUGUGCAGCACGACACUCGGAUGAUGAUGAUGACGAGACUAUUCAGGUUCGUUUUCCCAUCCGUAAGCAGUCUUUUUUAUGA